This is a messenger RNA of Notechis scutatus (mainland tiger snake), 2490 nucleotides long. RefSeq names its product BRI3 binding protein (gene BRI3BP). The record is from RefSeq and is a predicted model, not a curated record. Gene Ontology annotation, cellular component: mitochondrion. Lineage: Eukaryota; Metazoa; Chordata; Lepidosauria; Squamata; Elapidae.
CUGGUGCUGGUGCUGCUGCUGGCCGGGCCCGGGGCGAGCGGGGCUCGGGGGUCCCGGGGCGCCGACAAGCAGAACAGCUUCCGGAGGGCAGCCAGCGGCGUCUACCAGGGCGCCAGCGGCCUCCUGGGCGAGGAGAACGUGCGCGCCCUGCAGAAGUUUUUCUCCAGACUGACGGAGCGAUUUGUAUACGGAGUGGACCUUCUCGUUGAUACAUUCUGGAGAAUAUGGACAGAUCUUCUAGAUGUCCUCGGAAUUGAUGGAUCCAACCUGACCCAUUAUUUCAGCCACACCGCCCUCGCCAAUAAUCCCGCCCGGGCCCUUUUGUUAAUCGGCGCCAUCUUGUUGGCUUAUUGGUUCGUGUCUCUUCUCCUCGGAUUCUUCUUCUAUCUCUUACACGUCCUGUGCGGGCGUUUCUUCUGGAUCAUCCGGAUUGUCCUCUUCGCUCUUUCCUGCGUCUACAUCCUCCAGAAGUACGAGAGUGAACCCGAACACGCCGUCCUUCCCCUCUGCUUCGUGGUCGCCGUUUACUUCAUGACGGGUCCCGUAAGCUUCUACUGGCGGAGGAACAGCCACAACACCUUGGAGGAGAAGAUUGACCACCUCGAAAGCCAGAUCAGGCUUCUGAACAUCCGCCUGUCCCGCGUGAUCGAGAAUCUGGACCGAGGAGGCGACUAGCGGGAAAGUCACCCUCCGCACGGGAGAACGGAUGAUCGCCACGUCUCCACGACGAGGUGGACUUUGGGGUAAAGGACGUGUGCGCCAUCCAGCCGUUCAUCUUUGCGCAUAGCUUAUCCAUCCAUACCCUGAACGAAACAUGAAUGAACUCAUAAGAUAGAUUAGCUGUAUGUUCAGAGAUGUUUGCCACGAGUAGAAUUUUAUCUGCUGUUUUCCAAGCAUUUGAAACAUCUUUUUUAUAAAAAAAAAAGAAAAAAAUACGAGGGAGGGAGAUUUGAUAAAGGCCAAUGGAGUCAUUCGUCUCAAAACGAGGAAAUUCCCUAUAAACCUUAUGCCGUUUUUACCUUUAGAAAGAAGGAAGGAAGCACGAAUUCAACCUGAGAGAAACAGUUGUGAGGAUCGGGUUUUUUCUUUCCUUUUUUCCAUCUUGCCUUCAGUGAUUGUUUCAUUUUGUGCCUGGUUUUGUUUUUUUCAUAUAAUUACAAAGGAAAAAAUAAAUUAUUUGAGUCCGAUCCGAAUAUGGUUCACCCUGAAAUUUUGAAAGCAAGAUGUUGCGUCUUUCAGAUGUCGACCAGGAACAUCAAAACUGCUUCUGUAUUUUUUUUUCCUCCCAUCAAUUUCACUAAAAACAGGCCCUUUUUUAGCCUACACACAAACACACACACAAAACAGUCCACCUUCUUAUAAAAUAGUUGAGCUCCUCCUGCUGAAUUCUUUUGGCUGUCCAUGUUGGCUCAUCGUCUUUGGUGCAACUUAAGUAAAAGACCUUGAGGAAGAAACUGAGUGUCAGUCAGAUAAUAUUAACUGGGGUGCAUAACGGCAGAAGAGAAGCUGGCUUUUCAGAAUGGAAGUCACAUUUCUAUCAAAAUUACACGUUGCCUGAAAAAAAAGAGAGAAAGGCAGAAAUAACCCCAAGCAGCCUCAGUUUGACUCAUUUUUAAAACACCGCAACCACGAUCGGUGACAGGUUUUAAAAGCGUUGCCAAAAGAAAAGCAAAAAAAAGAAAAAAAGUUGGGAUAUCAUACGGGAAUCUAUUAGCAUUAACGUGGCAAGUCAACUUCAGAAGGAUCUAUUUAUUGAAAAAAUAUUUUUUUAAUCACAAUGGAUAAUAUGGAGGGGGAUGAUUGUGUUCAGUCCUUAAAAAAGCGGAGUGGCUAAUUUGGUUUGCCACGAAAAAAAUUGCCCAAGUGACCAUUUGAAGUUCAUGGUGUAAAUGGGACCUGCAAAGUAGUAAACUAUCAAGGGCCAAGUUUCAAAAAUUAACUUUUUCCCCCCACGUGUUUCUAACCUCAAAAAACACGUAACUCUUUUUUGCUUGAAGACCUAUUCCGUUCAUUUUCCUGAGAAAAAACUGGAAGCUGUGGGAAGAGUUAGCAGCUCCUGGCCUUGUGAUCCCCCUUUUUUCUGCGUGCCUGUGGAAAUGACAUUAUAGACUUGUCAAAGCUUGUGAGUUACUAAAAGUGUCUCCUUCCUUCCAGGAAAAAAAAAACCAUUUUUUCAAGGUUGCCACUGAGUCCCAAUCGUUCCCGAAGGAAGAUCCUCCAGAAAACAGAACUACCGCUUUUCUUCAGCGAUUGAAUUCUUCAAAUAAAAGAACAAAGAUUCGCGAUUUUUAUUCUUGCAGAAUAAAGAAAAGGCAACCUGGAAUUGAGAGAAUGUUGGUUAAAAUAAAACUCCCUCCUUUAAAUUGGCUUCCCAUUAGUGGUGAUGCAGGAACUAGUAAAAAUAUAUAGAUGUAUAUGUAUAAAUAGAUUUGAUAUACACAGCAUUUUGUUUUGUAUAAGGCUAUAGUUUAAAAAAGAAUAUUAUAUAUA